Molecule: messenger RNA, 1011 nt
Organism: Argentina anserina (silverweed cinquefoil)
Lineage: Eukaryota; Viridiplantae; Streptophyta; Magnoliopsida; Rosales; Rosaceae
Exons: 2
Coding region: 43-831 (262 amino acids)
Biological process (GO): mRNA splicing, via spliceosome
Cellular component (GO): catalytic step 2 spliceosome; U4/U6 x U5 tri-snRNP complex; U1 snRNP
Molecular function (GO): RNA binding
Source: RefSeq, a predicted model, not a curated record
UCUAAAACCCUAGGGGAGAAGAAGGGUGUGAGAAUCGCCACAAUGUCGAUGUCGAAGAGCUCCAAGAUGCUUCAAUUCAUCAACUACCGCAUGCGUGUCACAAUCCAAGACGGCCGCCAGCUGGUCGGAAAGUUCAUGGCCUUCGACCGCCACAUGAACCUCGUCCUCGGCGACUGCGAGGAGUUCCGCAAGCUCCCCCCGGCCAAGGGCAAGAAGAACAACGAGGAGCGCGAGGACCGCCGCACUCUUGGGAUGGUUCUCCUCCGCGGCGAAGAGGUCGUCUCCAUGACCGUCGAGGGUCCGCCGCCUCAGGAAGAGUCCAGAGCCAAAGCCUCCAGCGCCGCCGCCAUGGCCGGACCUGGAAUCGGCCGCGGCGCCGGCAGAGGAGUCGUCGCACCACUCGCGCAGGCUCAGCCUGGUCUCUCCGGUCCGGUUCGCGGUGUCGGAGGGCCUGCUCCGGGCAUGAUGCAGCCUCAGAUUUCUCGCCCGCCGAUGAACUAUCCGGCUGCGCCGGUGCUCAGGCCACCUGGUCAGAUGCCUGGAUAUCCAGGGCAGGGGCCGCCACAGAUGCCAAGAGGGCCACCGCCUUCGAUGCCGCCUCCACAGUUUGCUCGCCCCGGAGGGCCGCCUCAGUUUCCAGGACCUCCACCAAUGCAGUUUGCUCAGAGGCCAAUGGGACCUCCUGGCCAGAUGAUGAGGGGUCCACCGCCGCCUGGAAUGCAAGGUCCACCUCCUCGUCUUGGGAUGCCUCCACCACCUGGUGGCGUUCCUGUCUAUGGACCGCCUCGCGGCAUGCCGCCUCCACCCAACUCUCAGAACCAGCAACAGUGAUUUGGCAUGAACAUGUUAUGAUCAAAAGGGUUUCCAAGUGGUGUUGAAGCUGGACAUUUUCAAUCUGGAUUCAGUUUUCUAAAUGAGAAUGAGCCUGUCUGAAUAUAGUACUUUUGGCAUUACUAUGAUGUAUCAGAAUAUUGAUCUAGUUAUUUGUAUGUGAUGAUGAUGAUUAGAAUU